This is a messenger RNA of Closterium sp. Yama58-4, 561 nucleotides long. Lineage: Eukaryota; Viridiplantae; Streptophyta; Zygnematophyceae; Desmidiales; Closteriaceae. The record is from the annotation of a GenBank genome assembly.
AUGGGCGGUGCAGCACGGUGUGGGUGGAAGGGCGUGCGUGUGUCGCUCACACGCCUGCACUUUGACAUCCUCACUCUCGCACCCGUCCAAGUGCUGCCAGGGCUGUGCUUUGCCCCCAUCGGCCUUGUAAACAUGCUCAACUCAGGAGGCGCUGUCACUGCCAUGCAAUGCACCGCCACUGCUGCCCCUGCUGCUCACGCCUGCUCCACAUGCACUUGUUGCGACACGUGGUCCACGUCGCAGCGCCACACCCGCCACAGCCAUGCACCACAACCCACGAGCACGCAUAACAAGACCGAGGUGCACGGGACUGCUGCAGCAGUGAGGGGGGCUCAGGGGCUGGGGCCAAGUGGCAGGCGUGUGCGGGUGAGUGUGUCUCUGCAGGUGAAAGGUGGUGGGGAGCUGGUGGCGUAUGCGUGCAAGGCCCCACAUGCAGCAAUGGCUGAUGGCACAGCCGUGGAUGUGCACUAUGAUGCAGUCUCUCGGCGCCUGGCCAUGGAUGUGGCCUUUACCAGCCAUGGCCGAACCAUUGAUCUUGUGUGGUUCGUGCAUGGGGAGUGA